AUUGCGUCACUUCCGGGCUGGGCAGGGCCGCCAUUGUUCAGUCCCGAGGCUGCUUGGGUGGGCGCGCGCCUGCUGACACAAGAAGGAACUUUCCAAGUCGUCCAGUUGGCAAAGUGACCCAAGUUGACGUCUCGCCGCCAUGACUUCCACUAACAUGUUCCAGGGGCUGGCCACCGGCUCCAAACCCAGCUCCAGGGUGCUGCAGCCUCCAGGCGGUGGCUCCAGUGACCUGUUUGGAAGUUAUGAAGAGAAAGCCCCACAAUCUAGAAGACUAAACAAGAUGGCCUCCAAUGUGUUCGCUUCACCAGAGGAGCCCCAGACCGUACCCAGACGCUCCAACCCUCCCGGUGGGAAGAGCAGUGGGAUAUUUGGGGAACCUGAACCUCCAGUCCACCAGCAGAGACCAGGUGCACCAACCAGCAGCAUCUUAGCCUCACCAGACCAUGCAGCGCCCCAAAGCCCGAGCGAAGCUCACCCCAACAAACCAAAGGACAAUCUAACCGUCAGACCUGAAGCGGAAUCACCAGUUUGUCCUUCAGGACUUUGGCCAGCAUGCCUAUUUUCACCACAAAUGUAUUUCAUCUUGAAGCACCCGAGGUGGAGAUCAUCCAGGCCGAGGUCAAAGAGCAAUGUGUGUCGGCGGCCAAGGAAGACCCUCCCGCUGCUGUUGUCGUCGCUGAUGUUGCCCCUCCCCCAGAGCCCGCCUCCUCCUCCUCCCCAGGCCCUGAUGAUAACUCCCUGAAGAACCACGAGCCUCACCUGGGACCCAAGCCCCGCUCGCACAACAGGGUGCUCAACCCUCCCGGAGGAAAGUCCAGUGUGGUCUUCUACUAAUCCACACAACCCCCCCAUGUAUCUUCUCUCAUUCCAGCCCCUCCCCCACUCUUCUCACGGUUGUCUCCAAUGUAGCUGAAAAGAUCAGGAGGUCUUGUUCCUGAAGGCAAAUCCAACUGAAACUGCAGAAUACAAUCAUGGGUCAGCAAUGGCCCCCAAAAGGACUGGAGCCCUCAAACUCCACCAGACCAUCACUAAGAGCUCCUCGUCUAUCAAAAGCUGUUUCAGGGAAGAAACUACCAAAAGUUGACAUUGCCUCCAAGACUCCAAUGUUCUGGCUUUCCCUAAAAAUUGGGUGUUUUUUUUCCGCCUCGCCCUCAUUGCGUGCCCUCUUCCUUCUUUUCUUCCACCCGUCUGUUUAUGUUUUAAAUUAAAACAGUUGGAGACAGGGAACCCUGGACAAGCUUGUGGCCCACCUGAGUUUCCAGGUGAGCUAUUUAGGUCUCCGCCCACUUCACAUUCAAGGUGUUCUGCCCACGUGCCUGGCAGCAAUAAAAUGUUUUUGCAGCCUU
Molecule: messenger RNA, 1346 nt
Organism: Nerophis lumbriciformis (worm pipefish)
Lineage: Eukaryota; Metazoa; Chordata; Actinopteri; Syngnathiformes; Syngnathidae
Gene: jpt2
Product: Jupiter microtubule associated homolog 2
Cellular component (GO): nucleus
Source: RefSeq, a predicted model, not a curated record